AUGGGUAGAGGUCGUGCCCCUUGCUGCGAUAAAACCAAGGUGAAAAGGGGACCAUGGAGCCCCGCGGAGGAUUUGAGGCUUAUGAGUUUUAUUCAGAAACAAGGACAUAGCAAUUGGCGAUCUCUCCCUAAAGAAGCAGGACUAUUGCGAUGUGGAAAGAGUUGUCGUUUGAGGUGGAUCAAUUACCUAAGACCUGACGUAAAACGAGGAAACUUCACACCUGAGGAAGAGGAAACCAUAAUCAAACUGCACAAUUCUUUUGGAAACAAGUGGUCAAAGAUUGCUUCUCAUUUGCCAGGAAGAACUGAUAAUGAGAUUAAAAAUGUGUGGAAUACAUACUUGAAGAAAAGAUUAAGUAGGAAAACUGAAGCCAGUGAUUCUCCAAUGGAUUAUUCUGAUUCUCCAUCUAGUCCAUCAAGUUCAAUUACAUCAAAUGAAGAUCAAAUCAUGGAAAUGACAGAUCAAACGGUUCAAGAACCCAAUGCCAAAAAAUCUAAUGAGAAACCCGAGUUCCUAAAAGUAAUGUCGAAACAUCCUAGUGAUGAACCAAAAGAAACUGCAAGUUAUGAUUCUCCUACAUCUUCGUAUGCAUCAAACUUCUGUAACGUUAGCGGGGCUAUUGUUACAAGGCCGGAGGAGAGAAAGGGGUCAACUACUUCAGAUGAAAAAAAUGAAAUCCCUUUUGAGUCGGAUAUUGACUUUUGGAACUUGUUGGAUACCUUGGAUCCUUAUCAUACUACUAACUCGGAAAAAAAUGAAGAUGAAAAUUCAAAUGCCGCGGCAAAACUAGACGAUGAAAAUGAAUGCAAGGAGUGGUUAAGAUACUUGGAGAAUGAACUUGGACUAACUGGAGGAAAUGGUAGUGACAAUCUGCCAAAUACAGAGCAUACAACAAGUUUACACCAGGAGAUAAACUUUGAACCAGAAGUAGUUUAUUUUCCCAUAUGGCCUUCUUCACCUCAAAAUUUUGGCAUCUAG
Molecule: messenger RNA, 978 nt
Organism: Fraxinus pennsylvanica
Lineage: Eukaryota; Viridiplantae; Streptophyta; Magnoliopsida; Lamiales; Oleaceae
Source: the annotation of a GenBank genome assembly